AUGAACGCAAUAAACGUGAAUUGGUUACAUUCGAUGGAAGGUGAAUCGUUGGUGCAUCAUUUUUACGUGAACACGUCGAAGAAAAGACGAUUUUAUGGUAUUCUAGAAAGACCACCCUUACCAUCUUCAAUUGAGGAAGUUACAUAUAAAAUUUUUAUGGUUGGCAGAUCAGGAGUAGGCAAAACAUCUGUUGUAGCACAUUUGGCUGGUAUACAGGAGUCCAUUAAUUACGUAGAAACAAAUGGAAUAAAGAAGACAAAUGUCUUUUGGCCAGUCAAGAUAUGGGAUAAAGUUGUCUUAUUUAAAUUACAAUUUUGGGAUACUUCUGAAACAAGCAUUAAAAAAUAUAAUCAUAUACUGCCUGCAUGCAAGGAUAAAGUUGAUGCCAUAUGUUCUGUGUUUUGUUUCGAUGAUGCCACAGGUUUUAAUGAUGUUCCAUAUUUGAUGAAUACAAUGGCAUCUAUAAAGGAAAAACCAGCCAAUAUAGUAAUAGGAACAAAAUUUAAACCAUGGUCAAGUUCUACAAUAGAGGAUGCAAGGAUAAAGGAGUUUGAAGACAAAUGGAAAGUUAAAGUUAUCAGGGUUGAUAUUAAUAAAUUGUCAACAAGAUCUGAAAUAUUUGAUUAUUCUUAUCAGUUAAAUGCCAUAUGCAGUAUACUUUGGAAUAGAGAUAAAGAGUUUAUAUCUAAGCAAAUGGGGCAGAAUUGAAUAAUCAAAUGGUAAAUUAAAAA
This is a messenger RNA of Dufourea novaeangliae, 731 nucleotides long. Its product is annotated as REM2- and Rab-like small GTPase 1. NCBI's taxonomy places the organism in Eukaryota, Metazoa, Arthropoda, Insecta, Hymenoptera, Halictidae. The record is from RefSeq and is a predicted model, not a curated record. The transcript has 4 exons. Gene Ontology annotation, molecular function: GTPase activity. The coding region runs from base 1 to 708 and encodes 235 amino acids.